UAAAACCAGUGGGAAGGUGCUUCGCCUCACUGCAGGAGCCCAACUGUUUCAUAAAGCUUGUCAUUUGCUUCUACUGGGUUUUUAUUUCUAUUCACUCGGGACGGAGGAUGUCUUUCCCCUCCUCUUUCGGUUCGCAGGUCGCGGCCAUCAUGGAUGUGUUGGCGAAAGCGGCGGUCGCCGAAAUAACGAAGCUGGUGGAGGACGGGAAUGUGAUUCUUCGACUGGAGAUGUGUCGGAGGGACAGCGAGAUUCAGGAGCUUAAAACAAGUUUGAAGCUGAUGGAGGUUGAACUCUGCAACGCUCAGGAAGCAGCCGCAACCCGAGCUACGGAGGACAAACCGGUCCUAACAGCCGGGAAUCAGGUGCCGCGAAAAGAUAAAAACGAAGAUGAGGAAACAUGCGCAGUGUAUCUGGAACCAAAGUCUGCUGAUUCACUGUGCGAGCCGGGCCAUGGAACAGAGGAGAGCCAUGACAUGAGCCCAGCGGUGAAACACGAGCCCGCCGGUGAAGUCGCCACUCAGGAAACAGCAGACAACACUGGAGCAGCAGACGUUUGCUUUGAGCUGGGAGAGCCAGAGGACCCGAUCUGGCCUCCUCCUGCUUGUAGCAUGUUUGGGAAAAGCUCUGUUGCAAUGCAGCCGCAAAUAUCUCUUUUCGCCCCUCGUGCUGAGCAAUAUGCUGCUCCUGGAAAUACAGACAGUCAAUACAACUCUUCAUCAGCCGCAGCAGAGGGCAUUGCAGAUGAUUCCUUAAGUGUGCCGAUAAAGGUCGAGGUAGAGAUUCACUCCAUGUGCAUGGGAGGUAACACUUUAGAGUUGGGAGGUACCACUUUAGAAUCUGUAGCUAAUGAACAGUUCAGACACGCUUCACACCCUGCAGUCAGUCAGGACCUGUGCUCGCAACAGGCUGGGCCAUCACUAGCCCCGCCCCAUCCACAGAGGGCCACAGCAGCCAGUUUAGGGUCACACACAGAGGAUCACAUCCUCAAUAGGAACCACCUGAGAGCCAAAAGGCUAAUGAACGUUUGGAGAACAAAUCAGAAACUGUUCAUCUGCUCGGUCUGCAACAGGGGCUUCCCUCGCAUGUCUCAGCUUGAAGAACACAAGGCCUCCCACCAACUCUUCAAACCUUUCAGGUGCCUCGAAUGCGGGAAAUCGUUCACCCAGAAGACCCGGCUGAAGACACACCAGAGUGUGCACACGGGAGAGAGGCCCUUCAGUUGCAAAAUCUGUGGCAAGAUGUUUUCCAGGCAGGACAACUGCCUGAGGCACGAGCGCUUCCACAGCGGGCUGAAGCCGCACAGCUGCGGACAGUGUGGCAAAAGCUUCACUGUGCUGGGUAACCUCAAAAUCCAUCAAGAGAUUCACCUGCAAGGAAGGUAGCGCUCAGGAGACUAUUUGACCGGUGCACUUUGACAGUUUGAAUGCAUCGAACGCAGCCAUCAUUGUAUACUAGGGGUGUAAAUCAUCAAUUUUUAAAAUCACAAUACCAUUUUAUAUUGACUCUUUGGACAACAAUAUGAUAUUUUCCGAUAUCUUAAAAGUCUCACUAUACCAUUUUGAUUGUAUUCAGGGGCCUGCUAUUGAUUUGAGACUAUAUGAUUAAAGUCCAUAUAGCACAAUUCCAUUUAUUUAAACUCUGAAGAAGCAGCUAAAAUAUGAUUUGACAAUUUUAGUACUGACAUCUUCCAGACAUUUCAGUAAAACAAUAAAUACAAAGUGGGGAUCUAAAAUACAGAAGCAUCUUACAGAUGAUCUGUAUUGACAUCUUAACUUUGCAUUGAUCGCAUUGGAUCGUGGAUCAUUGAGUCGAUAGAUCCUCCCAGAUAAUCGUAUCGUUACACCCCUAUCGUUAUCGUUACACCCCUACCUUUGCAGGGAGCAAAGCAGGGUUUCUGGCAGUGGUCAUGGAAACAUUUGACAGUUAUGUUUACAAAUUGCUGUAACCAGUGUACUGCAUAUAUUCCAGACUUAUCAUAUUGCCCAAGCAUACCUCGGAUACUACAAGACAUACUAUAUUUACACUUGUAGUUGUGAAACUCAUAAUGGGGAUUUCACCUUGGAAUCCGGUAGUGGUGUGGGGUUUUUGGGGCAGUUUUUGAUUAGAGAUAGAUUUACAGCCAUGCAACAGUUUCCUGCAACAAGCCAAUGCACUUUAUUAAGCAGGUUGGGUGUCUGCCAUGACUAAAUACACUCCUUUGUCAAUGUCAUAGAAUGUGAGUUGUGCUGCCAGUAAAAUAAGUUUAGUAACUGCGGGCUGCGGACUCAGUAUUUUUCUUAGCGUGUGUCACCUUAGAUAAUAAUAAUUUUAUUUAGUUCCAUUUCAUUUCAGAAAAAAAAGAACAGUUAUUAGAUCAGUACCCAGCACUUCAGGUAUAGGAAUCUGUAUCGGGGGAG
This is a messenger RNA of Etheostoma spectabile (orangethroat darter), 2396 nucleotides long. Its product is annotated as zinc finger protein 432. The transcript is spliced from 2 exons. The coding region runs from base 108 to 1382 and encodes 424 amino acids. Gene Ontology annotation, biological process: regulation of gene expression. Gene Ontology annotation, cellular component: nucleus. NCBI's taxonomy places the organism in Eukaryota, Metazoa, Chordata, Actinopteri, Perciformes, Percidae. The record is from RefSeq and is a predicted model, not a curated record.